Messenger RNA from Sinocyclocheilus anshuiensis, 2263 nucleotides. RefSeq names its product ankyrin repeat and SOCS box protein 1-like. Gene Ontology annotation, molecular function: protein binding. Bases 1 to 1155 code for a protein of 384 amino acids. The record is from RefSeq and is a predicted model, not a curated record. Gene Ontology annotation, cellular component: ubiquitin ligase complex. Gene Ontology annotation, biological process: protein ubiquitination; ubiquitin-dependent protein catabolic process. The transcript is spliced from 12 exons. NCBI's taxonomy places the organism in Eukaryota, Metazoa, Chordata, Actinopteri, Cypriniformes, Cyprinidae.
AUGGUAGGAGCUGGAAGAGACUUGUGGGAGGGAUGGGUGGGGUCCUUCACGAUACUGUUGGCUUUGCUGGAGCAUCGUGUAAGGAAAAUGUCCAGGAUGGAGGGGAGAGGGGCACCGAUGAUCUUUGCAGCUGUGUUCACUGAUGAGCCUGUGACAGACAGCUGCUGGUCAGCCAAUCAGACCUGCUCAUACAGUCAUGCAGCCAAGAGUCGUAACCUGAGAGGAUGGCUUCAGGAGCAGUUCGGCAACAGGCCUCUGGAACAGUGUGAGGACAUGAGUCUACAUAAUGCUGCCCAUGAGGAUCCUAAGGAGGAGUUGAUUUGGUCCUGUGGUUUGCUGCCCUGCACGCCCCUGUGUAUCGCUGCCAUGAUGAGUCACAGCGAGUGUGUGGACUACCUGAUCUCUCAGGGAGUUGCAGUGGACCUGGUGGAUGUGAAGGGUCAGACUGCUCUGUACAUGGCUGUGGUUAAUGGACACCUGGACUGUGUGAACAUCCUUCUGAAAGCCGAUGCUGAUCCGAACGGCAGCAUUCAUCACCUGAGCACCCCAAUAUACCACACUGCACAAGUGGGCCAAGUGGACAUCCUACUAGAGCUGAUCAGUGUGAAUUAUGAUUAUGCUGAUUGCCCUGGAAUACACACAGGUUCAAAGCUGAUACACCGGCUGGACCAGAGGUUUAUGUUCGGCACCCGCACUUUGACAACUCUGGCAGCCUGUCCACUUUUCAUCAGCGCUGCUUACCACCACCUCCUCUGCUUCCGGAUGCUUCUGAAUGCCAGUGCCAACCCAAACUACAACUACAAUGGCCCCGUGAGCAGGGAAGCACUGGUCAGGGGCCGGGCCUCCUGUAUGCUGGAUGCAGUUCUGAAACUCGGAUGUGAACCAGCCUUCGUUAGCUUGCUGCUGGACCACGGCGAUGACCCGUAUCUAAUCCCCUGGGACGAGCUCAAUCCUGAUACCAUGGUUCGCUUAAAAGUCAAUGCUGAAGCCUUUCGCAUCAACCAGGAGGCCAAAAGAAACCCGAGGAGAUUGAUGAACCUGUGCCGCAUUACCAUCCGGAAGAUCAUGGGCAAGAAGCGUCUAGCACAGGGCUCAUGUAUCUCUUCCCUUCCGCUGCCUGAAACCGUCAUAAAUGUUAUGUUUCACAAGGACUGAUGUACCUCUGCUUCUCCAUGUUGACGGUCGAUGAACUCAAAGGUAUGAGUGGCCACUCGCUCUCCAACACUACUUACAUGGAAACCAAUGACUUCCACAAGACUGGCAGCUGUAAUGGCAAGACUAUAACUUUAGUGUGCUGUGACACUAAAACCACAUCUUGUUGAAAACCACAAACUGGAAAAAGCAAAGCCUGGGAAAGGCCGGACUCUGCCAACGAAUCACCAGUGGGCUUGUAGAGAACUGCAGUCCCUCUAUCUGCAUCUGGGGGAAAGCGGAUCUGGAAGGAGGCCACUUAGCAACCAAAAACUCCAAGCGUAGGAUGAGUGUCCAGAUGGUGCAUUACAGGCUGCAGCAGGAAGUGAAGGACAGCUAGAGAAGCAGCUGGUCACAGGCCUGGACUGUGCAUGUUCCCCAGGCCUGUGAUCUCAUUCACACGAUGCUCGUCCCUUGACGUGGCCAAACAGCAUCUGACUUUUCGCUCAUCACUAAAUCAAGCUGAUGAUCAGAGCUGCUUUAUGGGGUACAACGAGAGCAGACAGCCAUUCAGUGGACAAAACAACAUUAGAACUGAUGGGGUUCCCAACAAAAUGGGGUUCCCAAGGGGUUUUAAAUUGGGGUCUGAAGAAAAGCCUCUCCCGGUGUAGUCGGUGGAAACCAAAGACGAGCGAUCGUGGCCUUGGCUCAUUCCCAGACGCAAUGUGCAACAUGCUCCCAUUUACCCUUCUCCAACAGUCUGGACGCCAGCCGGACACAAAGGGCAGAUGUUGUGAUGCGGUGUGUUUCUUUGAUUUGUCACUGACCCCCAUAUGGAGUGCUGAAAGGAGACGGUGUAAUGAACACCAGCAGUACGAUGGAAGAGGAAAAGCUGAUCCUGCCCAGCCAUGGCAGUGGCAUAAAGCGUCAACCAGGUUUCCUGCUGAGUGGUGUCGUUACAUAAUAAAAGAUACAGUGACCCCUGCAAACUUUGCUGUGCCGGGGCCCCCUUUGCGGCUAUGGAGUUAACGUCCCAGCCUUGAAAAGAAAUAGUUCUCAGCUAUUAAAAUACCUCUGAAAAUGGGAUGCUUAUCAAAUAAUACGAACCAGAUUGCCCCGUUUUCCUUCUAGC